GUGAAUCGUCUCUUGCUAUACUAAAACUUAAUAAUAUUGUCCUGUUACAACUCUAUCUCCUUAAGUCCUAGCAGAGGUUUCGUCAAAAAAAAAAAGUCCUAGCAGAGGUUAGUUUAACAACCAAAAACAAAUACCUACACAAGCCACUGUCAUCAUCUCCCUCUGUCUCUCUCCAUCUCGGCGACCUCUGUACUAUACUCCAUAUUCUCCCCAACUUUUUGAUUCUUUCAGCCUCAAUCCCCAACUCUUUCUCAACGAGAUUUUCAAUCGAGUCAACGAUUUAGUCAAUGGCGCCUUUUAUUGCUUUCAUCAGUCUCUCUCUCACACACACACACUCAAACACAAACGCUUUCAACACAGCUUUGCCUAAUUUUAUGUCUAAUUUUCAUUUUCUUGAUUAUAUGUUUAGGGAGGCUUCAACUGUACUCAAAAUUGAUGGCACUGAUAGAGCAGAUGAGCCGAAGAAAAUAAGAUUUUACUUCAUAUUCUCAUUUUUUUUUCCUACUUUUUACUGCUUUCGAUGUUAAUUAGCUAUACGUAUACGCGGCCAGUGUUCUUUUUUUCUGGUUUUUGUUGGGAGUUAUCAGUUCUCACAGGUGUUUGUUUUGAUUUUUAGGGUGUAGUUUAUUUGCAGAACAGGAUUCAUUGGGCUUUUGAUAGGCCGUUAACAAUGUAGGAAAAGUACUGUUUGCACCAUUGUUUUGCUCUUCCGCUAGGAUUCACGCUUCCCGCAAAUGUAUUUGCGAGUUGUUUUGUGAUUUAAGUUGUUAUGAAUUUCAUGCUCUUUUUUUGUAUAUGGUCUUGCUGAUCUGAAUGCAAAUGAAGUUAUUGCUGGAGUAACUUUGUUUCUAUAUUUAAGACAUAUUUUUGGAGUUGUUUAGAGUUAAUUUGUGGUUCCUGAGAUUUUUUUGGCGUUGGUGGUGGUGGUGAAGGCGGUUUGUAUGAAUAUGAAAGUGGAGUUGCGAUGACAAGAGAUCCCAAGCCAAGGCUGAGGUGGACUAGUGAUCUUCAUGAUCGGUUUGUUCAUGCUGUCACUAAGCUUGGUGGCCCUGACAAAGCAACUCCCAAGUCAAUGCUGAGACUCAUGGGCUUAAAGGGAUUAACAUUGUACCAUUUAAAGAGCCAUUUACAGGCUUCCAGGAAACAGGAUACGGUAGAGCAAAACAUUGAGAACAGUGGGGAUUCCUAUGGAUGUUACAAUAUGCUAACUAUGUGCACAACUGAGAACACAUCAAAACUGAAUGGCGAAAGAGGUAUACAUCAGCAACCAUGAGCUUGAGGACAGCCUUGCUGUUACUAGCCUUGAUGGUUUCAGUAACUUCAUCUGCUUCGACAGAUAGAGGUACUUACAUAGUUCACAUGGACAAGUCGAAGAUCAAAAGUCUUGAGACAGUGAAAAAAUGGCAUGAAUAUGUCAUGGACUCUGUUUAUGAAUUGUCAAUUCAAGAAAAUGAAGAAGAAGAAGAAGCAUAUCCACCCAAUGUUCUAUAUGUUUAUGAAACAACCAUGUUUGGUUUUUCUGUAACACUCACUAAAUCAAACCUAAGAUCAUUAGACAAAAUCAACGGUUUUCUCUAUGCCAUUCCUGAUGAAAUGCUGAGCCUCCACACCACUCAUUCACCAGGUUUCCUCGGCCUAAAUCCUGACAGGGGACUCUGGCAUCCCAAGAAUUUGGCUUCUGAUGUCAUAAUCGGUAUUCUGGACACUGGAAUAUGGCCAGAACACAUUAGUUUCUUCGACACUGGCAUGCCUCCAGUGCCCUCCAAUUGGAAAGGCAAAUGCGAAGAGGGCACCAAUUUUACAAUUUCAGAUUGUAACAGAAAGCUAAUUGGAGCAAGAGCUUUCUUCAAAGGUUAUGAAUCUGUUAGAAGAAUAAUUAAUGAAACAGAGGAUUACAGAUCUCCCCGUGAUGCAGAAGGCCAUGGUACACACACUGCAUCAACUGCAGCUGGUAAUCUUGUACCAGGUGCAAGCUUUUUUGGCAAUGCUAAAGGCGCAGCUACUGGAAUGAUGUUCACAGCACGAAUUGCAGCAUAUAAAGUUUGUUAUGCUUUCGGUUGUUCAAGCUCAGAUAUUCUAGCUGCCAUGGAUACAGCUGUCAGUGAUGGGGUCAAUAUAUUGUCACUCUCAUUAGGUGGCAUCCCAAAGCCUUAUUAUGGAGAUAGCAUAGCCAUUGCAGCACUUGGCGCAUUUCAAAAGGGGGUCUUUGUGUCAUGCUCAGCUGGGAAUUCAGACCCCUAUAGCUCCACUGUUGGCAACGUCGCACCAUGGAUCAUGACUGUGGGUGCAAGCUCCCUUGACAGGAGCUUUCCAACCACAGUUACCCUUGGGGAUGGUCAACUGUUUAAAGGGGCUUCAUUGUAUUCCGGGAAAAAUAUUAAAAGCUUGCAACUUGUGUAUGGUGCAACUGCACUACGCUUGCUAUUUCCGCUUUUUCAAUUGAGCUGUGUUUUGGAGCCAUUUGAUAUCACGUGAUGCUGUCUGAUUUCUUCCUACUUCGCAUCACUUUCCACCGCAGUGGUUUAGACAGUUUCGGCAAAGAGACAACAAGCUCAUGGCUCCAAAAUCCCCAGGAGCUGAAUCUUUUCCUCUUCAAUCCAUUUCUUAUAGGGGGUUUUCAAUCAUCUCAAACUGGAUAGUUUCCCUACGUUGAGGGGGGAUUGUUCUGGUUCUAAAUCAAAAAGAAGAAGGACAAAUGUGGAACAAGAUAAAGAAAAUAUCAAACCAACAGAAGAGGGGAGUCCCACCCCUGCUUUCCAUCGCAGUGGUUUAGAUAGUUUCGGCAAAGAGACAAGAAGCUCAUGUCUGCAAAAUCUCCAGGAGAUACUGAGGUCAAGUAGAUGCCGGUGCCCCGUCUCUCAGAAAGCUCAAAUUUUAACAAGGUUUAUUAGAUAUCAGAAUGCACGACUAUGUCGUCCGGACUGCAUAAGAGAGGUGCAUCUCGCCCUCAAAAAUAUAUAGUAGACAAGGCACUUUCAAUUCUUUAGAUAUCUAUUUUUUUUCUGCUAAUGUAAGAGUAUAUCAGUGUCAAUAUCUACUUAAGUACAUUUAUACUUUACCACACAUACAUCAUUAGAUAAUGAUAUCAAGUAAGAGAGAUACGAUGGUAGGAGGAAAAUGAGAUAAUUAAGAUAUUUUGCAGGAAACUAUUAACAAUUAUUUGCAUAAUGGCAUGAUCUCCCAUUAUCUUGCUUAUCUUACAAGCAAUGAACAUUGACGACUUGUUGCUUCCAAAUUUCCUGAGUUCUUUUUGCAAAUAAAAGAAUAAAAAAAAGUGAAAUUCUAAAUUUCAGAAGGAUGGUAUUGGAAAUUAUUGAUGGCAAGAGAUCAAAGGGUACAAGUGAAUAGGAGUGUAGUUGUGAACUUGCAUUUUUAUAUUCAGAUUAUAUGUAAAGGCCUACUGGGAAAGGUUGUUCAAAUUUUGGUGAAUGAAUCUGAGUCACUAAUUUAAAUUAGUGGAGUCUUAGGCCAAGUAUUAUGUGUGUCAUUCUAUUCUUCCUCCAAUUUACCCUGUCUAUAAAUAUAAAACAGAUAAUAUAACAACAAUAUUAAAAUUUUAAAGUUAGGAAGGGAGUUCAAGGAGCACAACGAGGCCCUGUUCUUGACUGGAUGCAUCAUUUACGGAUAGCUAUUGAUGCAGUAAGGGGGUUCAAAUAAGAGCUUCUGUAUUCUUUCCUUUCAUAUCCAGGAUCUACAUUCGAGUUUGGGUAGUUUAACUUAUGUAUUCUUUCUUCUUCUUGCCUGAUACUCGCUAAUUAUGAUUUAGCUUUUUGCCAAUAUGUGCACUUUUUGAGCAGUUAUGAACUUUGCUAAUUAAUAAGAAAUCACUAUGAAUAUUUUUGUAUGCUGGUUUAGAUUGGCACUUGAAAAUAUAUUUUGUGUUGUUAUAUUUUGUGCAGAGGUUAUCUAUUAAUUUCUUUUUGAAGUUCUGUUCCAGUGAGUAAUUUAGUAAAGAUAUGGGAGCAGAGAAUACAUAGAACUCAAGUUUGCAUUCAAUACCUCAUGAACCAAAGGAUUAACCAUGCAUGUUGAUUUUGAAUUUGUCCAUGGUUAGACUCUCUAAACAAUUUUGGAAAUUUGUCUAUACAUGAUAUCCUCUCCUCAAAACUUGCACAUCUGGAUCCUCAAUUGGGGUUAUGUAUGUUUUUUAUCUAAAUAACAUCACUUGGCUUAUUUUAAAAAGCUUUUAUAAUACUAAUAUAUGUGGUUACACGAAAUCACAGAUAGUAGCUGCAUUCCACUUCUCAUAUACGCCUUCAUGGGUAGUUCAAGAGACAUUGCCAUAUGAUAAGUGGCAGUGCUCUCUCUUUUGAUGGGCACAUUGCUACAAAAUGAACUUGAUCCUGAAACAAACAAACUUGAAUUUCAACGCCUUGCACUUACUGCGACAUUCUUUGCUGGUGUUGCUCAAACUACAUUUCAGAUGUAGAGACACAUGAAUUCUGGAUGCUUUCCUGCUGAUCUCAAAACUCAGCAGAAUGUCAAAGCUGUUUUUGAUACUGCUAUCAAGGUUGUACUUCAACCUCCAAGGAUGAAGGAAAUUGCAAGGUAGACCAGACGUAGAAGCUCUGGUUGAUCAAUUGUCCAGAGUAUGGUAUGCGGAGGUUGUGUUGCUUAACACAUGCUGUUUUCAAAUGGACCAAAACAACAGCCUUUUGGCAUAGAUCGAUCUCCUGCAAUUGCUUUAUCAGUUCAACAGAUCAAACUCUUCUCUUGCUACGUGUACAUCAAUGGAUGCUGGCAUGCAUUAUUGUAGCCGGAGGGAAUUUGUCGAUUUUGUGGAGGUUUAUCUUAUUCUGUUAACAGACAGAUGAAAAGGAUAGCCAUAGGAAAUUAGGAACUCAUUCUUUCUCUAGGCUAUGACUAUUAUUGUGAUAUGUGGAUGUGCAUAUAUGAUGUCCGGCUAUUUAAUGUCUUUUGCUACUGCUGUUUAAUUUGUAGAAAUUUAAUGUGAUAUUUCUUGCCAUGGUGUAGUACAUAUUUCAGUCAUGGAUGUUACCAAGAUCUCAAAAUAUGGAGUA
Daucus carota subsp. sativus is the source of this 5021-nucleotide messenger RNA. Its product is annotated as subtilisin-like protease SBT1.1. The record is from RefSeq and is a predicted model, not a curated record. The coding region runs from base 1270 to 2475 and encodes 401 amino acids. NCBI's taxonomy places the organism in Eukaryota, Viridiplantae, Streptophyta, Magnoliopsida, Apiales, Apiaceae. The transcript has 10 exons. Gene Ontology annotation, molecular function: serine-type endopeptidase activity. Gene Ontology annotation, biological process: proteolysis.